CGAAGACGGUGGGGUUUCGCUCAACUGAACAUGGCUGCUCCUCCGAACGAGGUGGGCCGCCAACCGAAGACGCAUGCAUCGCAAGCCGCCGUUCUAGACGACUUGCUCGACUCGGAUUAUUGCGAGGACUGCGAAGAAGUCUUGUCCGACUACUAUUGCAAUGCCUGCGCCGUCAAUCUCUGCUCCGCAUGUUGGGAUACCCAGCCCGCCCACCGUCGCAAGCGUCUCGCGCCGGGCCAAAUCCCACACGAGAAGACCAACUUGAUCGUUGCGAAUCGCGUCCAGACGGUUUUUGCGUGCGCCGGUGAUGAGCGGACCCUGAAGCGGCUUCACAAAGAGGAUGAAAUAACGACCUGGUUUGGCCUAGAGCGCGAGUUCAAAGACGAGCCCUCUUUUAUGUUUCGCGAUCACGGCAGAUUCUCUGCCGCUCUAUCUACGGGGAGUCAGGCCGUCACAAAUAAGAUCCCCAGUUUAGUCUCCUUUGUCGGUCAAACGGGAGCGGGGAAGAGCACCCUCAUCAAACUUCUCGUACAGCUGCAUCAACGAUCUGGCCCGGGGGAACAAUUUCAUUCACCAGUUCCCGGACUCACCGGGCGAGACUUGCCAACAUCCGAGGAUGUCCAUCUCUAUGCGGACCCCUUGACCGCAGGCUCUAGUCAUCCUCUUCUUUUUGCCGACUCCGAAGGCAUCGAUGGAGGUGAGCGCGAUCCCAUUGCCGCGAACCUGCGCAAGAUGCGGGAAAAGGAAGAGAUGGAAUCUCUGGGCUCCGAGUCGGAUUACUCUGCUACCGCGCGAAGCUUCACCGAGCGGGAGGUCGCCUGGAUGGACGACAGCAAGGUCAAGCAGACGAGGCAGUUUGCGGCCAGCCAGCUGUAUCCCCGGAUAUUGUUCGCCUUUUCGGACGUAGUCGUCUUUGUGCAUAGAAAUCCGAGGUCGAUUGAAGGCGUACUUGAACGAUUGCUUGAAUGGGGGUCGGUCGCAAUUGAGACGACGUACAACCAGCCUUUGCUCCCAUACGCCAUCGUGGCUUUGAAUGCGACAGAGCUUGACAUUGAUCCAAGACUGUGGGACAUUGAGACGUCUACAUCACUCCUUCUAGCAUCGUUGGCGGAUACUGUGGAUAAGAACGCUAGUUUCUCGAAGUAUGCGGAGCUUUGGAGAAAGCGCGGGAAGGUCAUCAACAAUAUAGAAGAUUUGAUGAUGUGUUAUUACAGCGCAGUCAAGGUGAUCAGACUCCCUACGAACGGUCGCCCAAUACUGGUCGAGCAGCAAGCUUUACAGCUCUACGCCGAGAUUGAGCGCGCUUGCCGGCUUGCAAGAAAUAUGAAAGCGCAAACCCGAAUGUUGCUCAAUGCUUUUGAACUUCAAGCAUACCUUCAUCACGCUUUCGAUCACUUCUGUUCGACUUUGGAUACUCCUUUCGACUUCGUGCAAUGCUCGUAUCUCACCAGCCACCUAUCCACCACUUUCGGCGAAAGUAUCCUCGCAUUAGCAAGAUCAAUGGCAACGAAGAAACCGCGACCCAAAGCAUCAAGCAUCUUCCAGAAGUUGGGCCACUUGAUAGCAUCUUGCAUGACGCUGGACGUUAUGCGUAGCAAUCUCAAAGGCACUGCGGAGCGCAUCUUCGCGCAGUACGUCCCCCAAAUCGACGCUGCGCUCCUCGAAUUCGGCGAUCGGUAUUGGCCCUGCGAGUUCUACGUCAAAGGCGCAGUCCCGCCGCACCUCCAGACUCAUCUCAGCAAUCUUCAAUUUCAGCAGAGUAUGCAUGCCGUGGGCGUGAUAAUGCGUUGCCAAAACUCACGAAGUGGGCACCACGCGAAAGGACACCAAUUAUCAGACGGAAGAGUUUUCGCCAGAGGCGCGUACGAAUCAUCGUUUUUCUUCGAAGAACAUAGAAAACAGAUUCUUGACGAUAUUUUCGUCACGUUUCACGAAUCCAUGAACAAGUUAUCACGGCUUGCACGCGAAGGUGUCGACCAACUCAAAGCUGCAGCUGUUCUUCAUCGGACAGAUGCACUGUCGGCGUUUUACCCAUCAAGUGAUGGCAAUGAACCUGUUGGUCUGCAGCACACCGUGUUCUGCAUCUGUUGUUUGUUUGGACUGCCGGAGGCACUUUUGCCAUGCGGACACAUGCUUUGCAGGGAUUGUGUAGAGGCUUAUGGGCAUCGAAAAGCGCAUGCUUUGGUCGAAAUUCUGGAAUGCCCGCUGGAGAUCAAUCAGAAGAUACAAACUCAACCGCAUAUCGUAUAUACGAGACCGGAGUCGGCGGGUGUACGGGUGCUUGCACUCCACAAUGGAGGUGUUCGAAGUAUCAUUCAGAUCGAGGUAUUGAAAUUGAUAGAGAAAGAGUUCGAUGGAAGGAUUCCGAUACAGUCGUUGUUUGAUAUGAUCAUCGGAGAAGGGACUGGUGGUGUUUUGGCUCUUGGUCUGAACUCACGGGGCUGGACCCUGGACGACUGCGAGCGACACUUGCGCGAUAUUUUCGCGAAGACGUUUACACCUGCCAACGUACACAGAUUUCCCACGUUUCAAUUCAGAGGCUCACAAGCGAAAUAUCGUGCGAAAGCGUUAGACGAUUGUCUUGCUGCUGUCUUUCCCGAACAGCGUAUCGUAGAUUUGCCGCCAUCAGAAGAUCCGAUGCAGAGAUCUUCAAAGGUCGCUGUUCUUUCGUCCUCGACCACAGGAAGAAAGAUAUUGUUCUCGAACUAUCGGCGAAAAGCCUCUCCUACUUUGCCGUAUACAUUAUAUCCCGUCACUGACUACGCUUCUCAGCCAAAAGUCUCAGAUAUUGCGAGGGCAUCUAUGGCGCACACCGAACUGUUCAAACCCUUUCUUGAUGCCCGCCUUGGCCACCUAUUCUUCAAGAAAGAUAUGACAGAACGCUUUCUGCUCGAAGUAGCCCAAAAUGAGUGUCAAUCCAUCUACAACGGUCUCCCAAAUGACUUUCCAGACAUCCUCCUCUCCAUCAGCUGUGGCCGCACGCGAAAGCAAACAGCAGCACCAUCCAUCAUCAGCACCAGUACCUCGCAAUCUAGAAAUUCGGAGAGGUCAAAGCAGCCGCCGCUACCACAAACAAUACCCGACGACACUCGGUCUGUCUUCACCGAGCAUUCAGGCGAUGUAUCAGCGCACUACCCUCGUCCGAAUUUUAUAAGCCUUGAUCCGGCGCUUGAUAGUCCACCGUCACUGGACAACGUAUCUAGCAUAACAUCACUGCAAUCUCUUAUCCAGAGUGCAACCGAUACAGUGGUGAUUCGGAAAAUCGUAAACCAACUCUUCGCAACGCUCUUCUACGCCGAGUCCGACGCUGCAAUUCAAGAAUCUGCUGCCGGGGAGUAUCUUAUUCCAAUCCGCCUCUACACACGCCUCCUCAACCACACCCCCUCCCUCUCCUCUCUCGGCACCCUCCUACGCACCGGCCCCUUCCGUGCCAGCGAAUUCGUCUUCUGGGAAGAAUCCUCGACAUCCAAUCAACAGCCGUUACUAUCCUCCCAACAUCCACACCAACGCCAUUCCUUCCCCAUCUCCAACCACACCCUCGACUCAAUGGUGCAUCGCGGCGUUUUUCCAGUUCUGAAACUGCUCUUACCCGUGUGGGAUGUCGAUGCGGUUGUGCAUGGAGUCGUGAGGUUGGAAACGGGGGAGGAGUGGGCGCUUAGUGCUUUCCCUAGGGUUUUGGGGAAAACUGGCAAAGCGAAGCCCCAGAACCUAGACAUCUCGUCCGUCAAUUCGAAUAGAGUACCAACGUGGAGCGCGCCGGCUGUUCAGGGUCAGUCAGAGUGGGAUGCGAGUCUUCCCGUUCGCGGUGCGAGAGGGGACGACGAGUGGUUGGGCGGCGGCGAAGACGAUGGUGACGGUGGUGACGACGAUGUUACUGCGUUGCCUGUGUACACACCUUAGCCUUUCCAAUUUUUUGGUUUGUAACGUGAAAAAAGAAUGGCGCAUCAGAGGUCGGGGCUGGGGUUUGAAGCGGUGGUAUUCAUUUCGAGACAUCAAGCGGGAGGUUUUUUUCUUGGUCACCACAUCGUGUUUAGCUAUAUUCUCCUGUCUUUUCUCGACUUUUCCUUCAUUAAACCAAAAGCAACUCACUACCUAUCUAUCCCAUUCACUCUUUCGAAAUCCAUUUUUGUUGCAUAGCACCACGAACACAUGCACAUAAAUCUAGUGCAUGCCUAUCGUCACCCACGCAACAUUGGCAAACAAUUCGAUUCUAUCUAGCAAUACAACCUUUCCUUGCUCCCUUGCUCUUUUUCCUAGGCUGUGCAGCUGCGCCUUACUCGCUUGCUCGGGUAGUUUCGUUAAGAGUCUACCUACGUUUCGACCGGGUAAUUACGUUGAGCGAAGGAUCGCACCAUCGCGGAAGAGUGCUUGCUCCGCCACACAGCAUAUACGUUUUCCUGCGUUUGUUUUGUGGGUAUACGGAAACGGCAGUGAAUUAAGGAGAGGUGAAGAUGCAUUGUUGUGUUUUUCUUCUUUUGGUUCUGCGAAUGUUGUGGUGGGUGCGAGCUCUUUCCAUGAAGAUUAUCAUUGCUUUCUCGUCUUGCGGUUUGAAUUCUACAAAAUUGAUCAAAAAGGUUUACAAGAUGCAAGGGAAAAUUCGGCUACAAAUGUUUCUUUGUAACUGGGUGAAGAGCAGGAACUACAACUUUGGUGUACAGACAAAGUGUGUAAACCAUACUCGCGAAGGUCGUCGUCGAUUUAGCGUACUGCACGCACCAAUUCCUUCCUGCUAUCGUGAUGGAUCCCGACUAAAAGUAGGAUCGUGUGAUGAUCAUUCGCUUAGAAAGGCAGCUUUGAACGAGGUGCGUACUCGAUUUGAAUGUAGUACAUUACUUUAUUUCCCAAUGCGUAUAUGCCUUUUCUACUUCGAUGUGAUGAGAGGCAGGAUGUACGUGCCGAAAGUCUGCCUC
Molecule: messenger RNA, 4910 nt
Organism: Periconia digitata
Lineage: Eukaryota; Fungi; Ascomycota; Dothideomycetes; Pleosporales; Periconiaceae
Source: the annotation of a GenBank genome assembly